Molecule: messenger RNA, 1698 nt
Organism: Durio zibethinus
Lineage: Eukaryota; Viridiplantae; Streptophyta; Magnoliopsida; Malvales; Malvaceae
Source: RefSeq, a predicted model, not a curated record
UCAACAAGGCAUCUGUUCCCUUCUCUUUCUCUCACAUAUAAAUAUAAAGCCCCUAACUUGUUUUCAUCUUCUCUCCUUCGCCACCAUCUUUCGUACUUUCUUUUCUCUUUACUUUUGCUUUCAAUAUUUUGGAAACUCUCAGACUUUGGAAUAUGAGUGAAGAAGAGUGGAUCAAAGAAGCGAUGGCCGAUUCCUUGUUGGUGGCAGAGGUAUUACUUAGCCUCGUCCAAGCGGAUCCUCCGCCACGGUUACCGCCGCAGGAGCAGUCAGCCAAGUACAACAGUGCUUCCUCCUCGGCUUUGCAACUCGAGUGGAGUGUCCGUCAACGUCGGUCUAAGCAGGCUCUUAGGAAGAAAGGUGAACAGGCACGAGCCAGCCCCUCCACACCGCUUUCUUGGAGCGGUGGCACGUCGGUUAGCGGAGGCGGUGGUGCCGACGGCUCCGAGGAGUCUAGCCGUCCUUCGAAGUCGGUUGAAAACGCUAGAUCUAAGGUUGCGGCUACAAACGAUACAACUCCUCCCAAGAGGUCUAGAAGGAAAAAGACAUUAGCUGAACUUAAAGAAGAGAUGAGUUCCCACUUGAAGGAAAAUAAGAGUUUGAAGAAUGAAUUGGAAAUGGUCAAGCUCAAAUUUGAGAAUCUGAGAGCUACAAAUGAAACUUGGAGCAGAAUGCUCCAAUUUGAAAAAGAGAGAGCCACGAAUGAAAGCUCUAAGAGAAUGAAGCUUGAUUAUCAAUCAGAUCAGGCGAGAGAAACAGCUAUGGCUUUUGUUGAACAAAAGAAUGCACUAUCAGACCUAUCCGAGCAAAGAGAAGCUGCUUGUCAUACUGCAAGUGUAGGGUGCAACGAAAAUGACCCCUACAUGCCUAAUGGAUCUUCUGAAGUACAGGAUACAGCAAAUUGCGAGACUUCUUUCAUGCUGCCAGAUCUGAAUCUUCCUGUUGAGGAUGAUUCAGGUUGUGAAGUUCUUCAUGGAAUUAGCUGAGAAGAUAUAUAUUGAUAUUCUUUUUCACCCCAAAGAUCGUCAGUGGAAUUUAUGGUUAAUAAUAAUACCUAAUAGUCCUAACCGCGCAUCCCCAUUUACUGUAAGUACUGAAAUCAAUUCCUUCACCGCAUCCCUAUUUUCUCUAAUGAAGGUAAUGAGGGCAGUGUCGAGAGGUCUUAACACAUUAGAAUUAGAUAGACUCAAAUUCUUUUGUUUGCAGGUUUCUAGCUUUGUCCGAAAUUCUUUUGGGGGCUAACCCUUAUCUCUUCUCGUCUUUUUUCUGGAAAUGUUUUAUAACUGAUAAUUAAUUGUAAUUAUUCUAUUGAUAACUGCAUGUUUGGGGUACUUAGAUAAUCGAAUUUAAUGGUCUUUUAUAUGAUGAUGACUACGUGUACUCAAUUGCUAUGAAAAUUGCUUCAAAGCUAUGUUAUUUGUAGACUUGAAAUUCGACCGUGGCGGGUGUUGCUACUGUUUCAUUGGUUUACUAGUUGCCGGUGUUUACCCCGGCUCUCUCUAUGGACACGCUGAAAGAUUGACUGGACCACUGGCGUAAGCGUGUCAAGUUAUUUGUGAGCUACUCGAUGAAUAUUCAAAAUUCCGACUUAUUUGUUGUUAAGAUGAACUUGAGCUAAUCAAUCAACUGGAUGAAUGAGGUUGAGUUUCGAAAUAUUUUAUUAGAAUGGUCUAUGAUUUUUAUCGAAUUUUUAAUAUUUAU